AGUGUCACUGCAGACACAGUGAAUGGAGCUAUAGCAGAAAUUAGGGAGGUUGCAGACUUUGGUGCAGACGUGGUGGAGCUGCGAAUGGACUUCUUGAAGGAUAUAGAUCUCUUCAAUCCAGCAGCCUUCCUCAAUCCACUUCUGGAUGCAUGCAAUGCAGUCAGGCUGCCAGCCAUCGUCACAUUCAGACCCAACUGGGAAGGGGGACAGUACGAUGGUCCUGAGCCGCUAAGGCUGGCAGUCCUGAAGUACGCAGCAGUCCUUGGGGCUCCCUAUGUGGACGUUGAAUACCUGGCUGCAAAUUUCUUCUUCGCGAGUGAAUGCAUGCAUGCUGGCACAGGUGAGGGGGAGGUACCGUUGACCACAAAGGUAAUCCUGUCCCACCACGACUACGAUGAGACACCCAGCGACGAGAUCCUGGAAGCCCUGGUGAAGGAGAUGUUCAAGGGUGGGGCUGACAUCGCCAAGAUCGCCACCACUGCACAGAGGAUCGAAGACUCUGCGCGCAUGCUGGCCUUGCCCGGCAAGUCCUCGGGUGAGCGUCCGGUGAUUGCGCUCGCCAUGGGCGAGAAGGGGCUGACGUCGCGAGUGCUGGCGCCCAAAUUCGGCGGCUACCUGACAUUUGGGGCUUUGUCUCCCGCGAAGGCCAGCGCGCCUGGGCAGCCAACUGUGACUGAGCUGCGGCAGCUGUACCGGCUGCAAAACCAAAGCAGCGCCACCAAGGUUUUUGGCAUUGUGGGCAACCCGGUCUCCCACAGCCGCAGUCCAGCGCUGCACAACGCAGCGCUGGCGGCGGCCGGCCUUGACGCGGUGUAUGUACCUCUGCUGGUGGACGAGCUGCGCCCCUUCCUGGAUGCCUACCCCAGCUUCAGCGGAAUCAGCAUCACCAUCCCACACAAGCUGGCGGCGUUGGAGUGCGCUGACGACGCAGACCCUGUGGCGGCUCGCAUCGGGGCGGCCAACACUCUCGUGCGCCAGCCUGGCGGCGGCCUCAAGGCCUACAACACCGACUGGUCUGCAGCCAUAUCUGCCGUCGAGGCUGCACUGGGAGGCAGCAAGGCUGGAGGGGAGUCUGCACUGAAGGGGCUACGCGUGGUUGUAGUGGGGGCUGGGGGCGCAGGGAAGGCCCUGGCUUUUGGAGCCAUUGAAAGGGGUGCUGAAGUGCUUGUAUGCAACAGGCAAGGCCAUCCCUGCACCUUCUUGAUCAUACAAUGGACAGACAUGGCAGUGGAGUACGCUGACGUGGCGGCUGGCAAGGUGGCAGGGGAUGUGCUCAUGAACAGCACAUCCAUCGGCAUGCACCCCAAGGAAAACGAGACCCCCGUCAGUGCAGGGGCUCUCGGCGGCUACAAGGUGGUCUUUGAUGCAGUCUACACCCCACUGGAAACACUGCUGCUCAAGGAUGCAAAGGAUCAGGGUUGCAUCACUGUGAGCGGGCUGGAGAUGUUUGUGGGCCAGGCAGCGGAGCAGUUUGAGCUCUUCACUGGCAAGCCUGCGCCGUUGGACUUGAUGCGGCAGGCUACACUGGACAGCAUAAAGAGUUGA
This is a messenger RNA of Coccomyxa subellipsoidea C-169, 1545 nucleotides long. RefSeq names its product shikimate 5-dehydrogenase. Gene Ontology annotation, molecular function: shikimate 3-dehydrogenase (NADP+) activity; 3-dehydroquinate dehydratase activity. Lineage: Eukaryota; Viridiplantae; Chlorophyta; Trebouxiophyceae; Coccomyxaceae. The transcript has 9 exons. The annotation marks the transcript as partial. The record is from RefSeq and is a predicted model, not a curated record. Gene Ontology annotation, biological process: chorismate biosynthetic process; shikimate metabolic process.